Molecule: messenger RNA, 3847 nt
Organism: Astyanax mexicanus (Mexican tetra)
Lineage: Eukaryota; Metazoa; Chordata; Actinopteri; Characiformes; Acestrorhamphidae
Gene: mis18bp1
Product: MIS18 binding protein 1
Exons: 18
Coding region: 177-3644 (1155 amino acids)
Source: RefSeq, a predicted model, not a curated record
AAUCUUUUCUACUUCCUGGCGGAUGUGACGACAGAGCUGCUGUUUGGGAAAUUCAAAAUCCCCGCUCGCUGAGACCGAGGAGCUGCUGCUGAAGAAAUGACCUCCUCGUAGGACAUUGCUGAUAAAUCCCAGAACUGUUAUUAAAUGACUGGACUGGCUAUUUUGCUUGUAAACCAAUGUAUCAUUCAUCAUCAGAAUAUCACACGGUUCCACAGCACCGUAAACCUUAUCAUGGCACUCCUGGAUGUCAGAUUGCAAAGACAGGUCGUAUGAUCAAACCUGCUACAGACACAAGAACUAGACGGCAGGACCUAAUGGUACUGAACUCCACGGUGCAGAAUGCAGCUGAUUCAGGGCCACACAUUCCCUGUGAGCUGAGCACUAUCAACUCCACGGUGACAGAUGACCAACUUCUUGAGCGUCAAGCACCUAUCCCUGUAUUUAAAUCGCUCACUGACACGCCAGCCAAAGUUUUUGCCAGGCUAAAGGCAAAGGUUCAACAACAGACACUCGAGGAGGGCAAGGAUGAUGCACUAAACCGACACACAAUGGUACAGCACUCCCCGGUUGAAGAUACCAUGCAGGAAGACCAAGAAACUUAUGUGCUCACACUUUCACCUCCUGAGUCCACAAGUAUGACAUGGGAAGUAGGAGACCCAUCGCCAAAAGAAGAGCUUGCAGCAAAUGUAGAUGGAAGACAAGGGGGCAGAAGUGAUAGUGAUUUAUUUCAUGAGCCAGUCGUCGUGCUUGAGAGACUAUCUGCCGAAAAUGUGUUUACAACGACGAAACUGCAGAAGGGGCAACAGCAGCAAGGGGCGAGUCGUGUCAGGAAUGUGAAGGAUUUAAUGAGAGAGCCUUACAUUCUGAUGGAGGGCCUGUCUCCUGAAGAGUUAUCUGUUCACAUGGGGAGGAUGAAGCAGAUGCAUGUUAAGAAUGGUUGUAGCAAUUCACAAAAUAUCACAAAUAAAGGCCGGCGUGGUGUGUUUGGUGAUGCGAGUAUAAGGGAUUAUUCAGAUGGAGCUGAAGAGAUGGAAGACUGUACUGUGGAGAAAUCUCACGCCAUACCUGCAAACAACCAGGCAGUGCAACAAAGACCAGAGCGUAUAUCCAGAAGCCCAGGGGGCCCUUUAGAACCGCCCAUUCAGGGCUUUCCUAAUGUGCUGGAUGAUCCUCUUCUGCAACAUUCUCCUCGCAUCUCAAUACCUCGAAAGCAAGCUGCAGCUUUUCGGUCAAAUCCUCAGAACAGAACAGAAGAAGAGGAUGAAACUCAGAAUGCAAAGGCCAGUGUAAAGGGCAUUCAUUUAAGAGAAUGGGUCUUGAAGCUGCAACAAAACAAAGACCUUGUUGUUGAUGGUAUCCGCGUGGACAACAAGAUACCGUGGCACAGUAGCUGCAUCACUGAACGAAUUUCAAGUAAUGUAGUUAAGACUGCAUCUGGAAGUACCUACGUCCUUAUUGGAAAGAUGUGCAACAACCAGAAUUCACAAUUUCCCUGGUGGUUUUUAAAGAAGUUUAGUUUUGGGUUUCCACAAAUGUGGAAGGAACACUUGAAUACAUUUUUAGCAAGCCAAGGAGGAUUAAAGAAAAUGAGGACCAACUCAGCACCUUGUGUACAAUCAAAGAAACAGAAUUCCAGACAACCUAAACCUAAGGCACCUGUAACACCUUCUGUUACCCCUGCUGACAGUACCCAGCCUCACAAUACAACGGUUUCCCGCAGUGGCAGGCUUAUUAAGCCUCCUCUUGAGUACUGGAAAGGAGGCAGGAUAAUUAUAGACUCAGAUUUGAAUGUUACCAUUCAUGAGGAUUAUGCGUCAACCUCCAUUUUAUUCACGCCUAGUAGAAAAACAGUGGUGAUUGCAAAAAAGUCGCAAAAAAAUGUGAAGGAGCAGCCAAGUGUGUCUAAACCUCCAGCUGAAGACACACAAAAUGCCAGCGAAGAAGAAAUGCUUGCACCAAAAAGACGUGUCCGACAGUAUAAGUUGUCUCAAAAGAGGUCUCAGGGGGGCAAAGCAGGAGAGGUUGCUUCACGAAAGUCACAGGAUUCUGUCUCCAAUUCUGACUCUGCUCCCGACCGCGCCACAAAACAACCCCCAACUCAACAAACUCAGCCUGAGAGAUAUUCUUUAAGGAGAGGACGGUCAGUGUCUAGAGGGAAAACAUCUACAGGUUCAGAGUGUGAGGUGUCUGAGGCUCACUCAGUAACACUGGGCUCUAUGCUGGUCCCACAUGCCCAGUCCUCGCCUGAAGAUGGUACUUUUGCUCUCAGUAGCUCUGAGAAAAUCCAGAAGUCCAGGCCUGUCAAAAAGCAUCUAAAGAAAGUACUUCAGAGUGAGUCGUUUUCAGUUGCAUGCUCUAACUCCGAUGACACAAGUUCUCCCUACACACGUUCCAGAGUGAAGAACAGAAGUACGGAAGUGAAAGAUGUGUUCACCCCUCCUGACCCACCAAAGGCACGCAGAAAGAAAGUGGUCCAUAAAACCAAACUGCUUUCUCCCACUUCUUCUGAGGCAGAAGAUUCAGAUUUUCAUAUGGAUCAAGUAAAAAAUCAAAAUGUCAGAAAGAAAUCUCUAAGGCAAAGAAAAGCGCCUCAGAAAUAUGAUGGUUACAUUGUGGAUGCAGAAAAUGUUGACACUGUCCUUUCAGACCUGGAAAUGCAUGACCAAAAGAAGGCACCACGUAUGAAAAGGAAGACAAGACGGAAAAAUGCUGUGGGGACAUCUGACGGAGAAACGGAUGGACCGAUUUCUCCAGAGAUCACACAGGCUGAGCAGCCCGAAGAGGUGGCUGAUGCUCGGUCAAACGAGCCAGAAGUCUCUGAUAAGAAACCGAAACAAUCAAAGAGGAGCAAAACACAUGAGAAGAUCAGCAAACACAGUGAAAACGAACAAAGUGCUUCAGAUGGAAAAUGGACAGAGAAAGAACUUCAAAAACUUAAUGAGGCUGUAAAUGCGUUGCCCAAGAACAAGAGUGGGUACUGGGUAAAUGUUGCACUUAUCGUCGGCACCCGUUCGGCUGAGGAGUGCCAGGAGCAGUACGCUGCACAUUACCAAACCAAGCGAAAACAGAGAGGAAAGCAAAAGGAAAAAAAGGCUCCUAAGUCUCAAGAACCAGAAAAGGAAACGGCUCAGAUUACUGCCAAGGUUGGAACACUUAAGAGGAGGAAACAGAUGUGGGAGUUCUUGGAUCACAUGCCCAAAGACGACCAUGGCGAUGUAUUCACUGGUUCACCAAUGCACAGUAAACAGAUCAAGUUGCCUGUGUGGUCUACAAAUGGAGAUGAGACAGACUUUAACCAGCUGCAGAAUCCACAAACACCAAGCUCAAGGUUAUUCAGUACAAACUCAGUAAAAACUCCUCAGUGUCUGCAUAUUACUCCAGGGAUGUUGGGGUCUGUCAAUAGGAAAAACAAUGAUAAGUAUAUCUACCAACUACAGAAGCUUAAAAAACAUGGCAACCCUGGCAGAAAGGCUAGCUCAAAGGAGGAGAAGUUUACUCCAGUUUCAUCAGGAAAAAAAACCAAGAAGAGAUGCGUCGCUGAAGAUGAUAAUUUCGUUGUGUGGAACAUGCUGUCCGACAAAGAUAUUCCAUCAACAAAAGAUGAUGAGGAGGAGGAGGAUGAUUAUUUCAUGGAGGAGUUCUAAAUAAAACACGUAUAUGUAAACAGUAAAAUAAAGCUGGAAAGUUGGAGUUUUUAGUUUAUUUUUAUUUGGACAAUUCUGUAAAUAUUUAAGCUCCAAAAUCAGUUUAAAAUACAAUUUUUAAAGUGGAGUAUUUGGAUUUGUUUUCAAAAUCUGUAUUAUUAAAAAAAGGUUGUGAAUAAUGUUAAUAAAAUAAAUCACAAGAA